This is a messenger RNA of Odobenus rosmarus divergens (Pacific walrus), 593 nucleotides long. RefSeq names its product arginine vasopressin (gene AVP). Gene Ontology annotation, molecular function: neurohypophyseal hormone activity. NCBI's taxonomy places the organism in Eukaryota, Metazoa, Chordata, Mammalia, Carnivora, Odobenidae. Gene Ontology annotation, cellular component: secretory granule; extracellular region. The transcript has 3 exons. Bases 31 to 531 code for a protein of 166 amino acids. The record is from RefSeq and is a predicted model, not a curated record.
ACUCCACACACUGUGCCCACCUGCACCAGGAUGCCGGACACCAUGCUCCCUGCCUGCUUGCUGGGCCUGCUGGCCUUCACCUCCGCCUGCUACUUCCAGAACUGCCCGCGGGGCGGCAAGAGGGACUUGUCUGACCUGGAGCUGAGACAGUGUCUCCCCUGCGGCCCCGGGGGCAAAGGGCGCUGCUUCGGGCCCAGCAUCUGCUGCGGCGACGAGCUGGGCUGCUUCGUGGGCACGGCCGAGGCGCUGCGCUGCCAGGAGGAGAACUACCUGCCGUCGCCCUGCCAGUCGGGCCACCAGCCGUGCGGGAGCGGGGGCCGCUGCGCCGCCGCCGGCAUCUGCUGCAGCCCGGAGAGCUGCGUGACCGAGCCCGAGUGCCGGGGGGGCUCCGGCUUCCACCGCCGCGCCCGCGCCAGCGACCGGAGCAACGCGACCCAGCUGGACGGGCCGACCGGCGCCUUGCUGCUGCGGCUGGUGCAGCUGGCGGGGGCGCCCGAGCCCGCGGAGCCCGCCCCGCCCGGCGUCUACUGAGCCGCUCGCUCGCCCCCCUCGUCCCCGAGCCCCCCGCAGCCUGGAAAAAUAAACCUUUAAAA